CAACCCCCUCGAGCCUCCUCGCCCCAAUUCUCUGUAGAGUUUGGAAACCCUAACCCUAAAUUAACCCCUUAAUUUGAACCGGAGAAUAAUGUCGAUAGAUCUUGUUUUGGGUUGUUAAUAAUCCAGUUUGGGUUCAAAUGCAUGAAUCGUGCCAAUUUGAGAAGCAAAAAUUGGAGCUUUGUCAAUGGAGGUAUUGAAAGAGAAUAUAUCGGAAAUCGACAUUGGCACCUCUACGGCGUCAUUUAAGAAGUUCGUGGAUUCGCAGAACGAGCUUUUCAACAGCCAGGUGGACCAGCUCGGCAGCAUCGUUCUCAAGCAAUGCGAACUCACCGGUGUCAAUCCUCUGUCUCAAGAAAUGGCAGCUGGUGCUUUGUCAAUAAAAAUUGGAAAAAGACCAAGGGAUUUGUUAAACCCUAAGGCUGUAAAGUAUAUGCAAGCAGUUUUCUCCAUUAAAGAUGCAAUUAGCAAGAAGGAAUCACGUGAAAUCAGUGCUCUUUUUGGUGUUACAGUCACACAGGUUCGGGAGUUUUUUGCUGGUCAACGCUCAAGGGUCAGGAAGGUUGUCCGGUUGUCCAGGGAAAAAUCUGUUAGGUCUAAUGCAUGCAACGAACUCCAGGAUGGGGUCCUAAUACCCUCUGAUCCCAUGAUACCUAUUGAACAGGCUCCCCUAAACUCCAUAGGCCCUAGCAGUGCUGAAGAAGUACCUUCUUGCUCAACACAGGCUGAAGCUUUACCUGGGUUAGAUGACUCAGAGAGGUAUUUCCUGGAGAAUAUCUUUACUUUGAUGCGGAAAGAAGAAACAUUUUCUGGGCAAGUGGAACUGAUGGAGUGGAUUUUGCAGAUGCAAAACUCUUCUGUAUUAAAUUGGUUUUUAAGUAAAGGCGGAAUGAUGAUUUUAGCAACAUGGUUGAGUCAAGCCGCUAACGAAGAGCAAACUAGCGUUCUUCUUGUCAUACUUAAGGUUCUUUGUCACCUACCACUACAUAAAGCUCUCCCAGUACAUAUGUCAGCCAUACUGCAUAGUGUUAAUAGACUUCGUUUUUACAGGACAUCAGACAUAUCAAACAGGGCAAGGGUUCUGCUAUCAAGAUGGAGCAAAAUGCUUGCUAGAAUCCAACCUAUCAAGACAUCUAAUAGUGCAAAAUUGAGCAGUGAUGCACAAAGAGAGAUAAUCAUGAAGCAGAGUAUUGGUGAAAUUAUGGGUGAUGAGUCAUGGAAGUCCGAAAUUAAUAUUCCUGGACAGGCUCUUGCUCCCUUUUGUGAAAAUUCAGAGACUGUCAGGAAAUCGGAGCCUCUGCAGGCACUGAAAUUGCUCCCAUCAUCUGCAGAAGAUACAAAUAGGAAAAGCAUUCGAGGUGUAUCUUCAUCCCAAACCAGAGAACGCAGAAAGGUUCAGCUAGUAGAACAGCCAGGCCAAAAAACAGCAGCCAGGAUCCUGCAGCCUGGAAGAGCAGUCCCUGUGAGUCAUGGCCGCCCAAUGUCAGCUGAUGAUAUUCAGAAGGCAAAAAUGCGCGCUCAAUUCAUGCAGAGCAAAUAUGGAAAAAUAGGUUCAUCUUCUAAGGACAAGCAUGAAGCAAAUAGUGAAGGCCCUAGUAGCAAAUCUUCCUCUUCACAAACAAGUACUUUAUUUUCAGUGUCCAAAGCUCAUGGUCGGCCUAAAAUUGAGGAAAACAAGAAACCUGUGACACUUCCUCCCAGAGCUUCUAAUAAAGUGGAAGCCUCGCCACAGCCAAAGUUGGAGCUAAUGGAAACUUUAUUUGAGAAGUGCAAGAAGGUUCAGAUCCCAUGGCAGGCACCACCAGAAAUAAGAUUCAAUCCUGCCUGGAGGGUGGGCACGGGAGAAAGUAGUAAGGAGGUGGAAGUUCAGAAAAACAGAAUCCGCCGGGAGAAGGAAACUGUGUAUGAGGCCCUCCAAGAUAUUCCACCCAAUCCCAAGGAGCCCUGGGACCUUGAGAUGGAUUAUGAUGACUCCUUGACUCCUGUAAUCCCAAUUGAGCAGCCCCCUGAUGCUGAUUCUGCUGCUGAGUCACCGAUUCCCCCCGAGCCUGUGGUUGGCCCGGGUGAGACUGAAAAAAGUGCAGUUGCUGUUGUUGCUCCAGAGCCCAGCUCUUCAUCACAUUCUGGCAACGCAACUAGCAGUAAUAUUAGUUCUGCAGCUCUACCAGACUUUGAGUUGCUAAGUGUGCUGCUCAAGAACCCGGAACUAGUAUUUGCCUUGAUGAAUGGCCAAGCUGGUAGCCUAUCAAGUGAGGAUACAGUGAGGCUAUUGGACAUGAUCAAGGCAAAUGGGGUUGGCUCCCUGGGUACUUUGAAUGGGUUGGGUAGAAAGGCGGAGGAGAAGGUUGAGGUUUCCCUUCCAUCGCCCACUCCAUCAAGCAAUCCUGUACCUGUACCGAGUGGAUGGAGACCAGAAUUUGCCAAGAACCCUUUUUCGCGGCAAGGUUUAACGGCGAACAGCAGAGAUAUGUAUGCAUCUUCACCAGGAGUUGAUUUCACCGGACCUGCACGACAAGUUUCAAUGGCCAACAUCGAUAUCACCGGGCCUCCACCCCAAAGGCAGCUUCCUGCCACCAACUUGGUUCUGCCGUCCCAAACUCCGGCUGUCAUCCCACGGCCUCAACAACCAGAAAAUUUCCCACCAUUGUCCCAACAGCCGCCUCCCUCGGCAAUGCUGCCAUCAUUUUCACUCCCUCAAACAACUGCUCUCUUACCUGAAAAGCGACUGCCUUCAACAGUCCCCUCUCUACACCAGAACCCUCCCAACUCUUCAGUUUUGCAGUCAACCACCCCGGAAAUAGUCCUCAACAUGAACAAUUUCCCUGCCGGUGGCAUUCCCUUGCCGCACCUAUUGGCAGCCGCAGCACCUUCAGUGAGAGUUGAAACCUUAAGCAACCAUAAACCCGGAUCUGUUGUAAUGAAUGCACCGGAGAGAGGGCCGAUUUCAUUCUCAGUGCCACAAAUGCUGCCAAGGCCAACACGGCCGUUAACACAGCAACAGCCAUCAUCCAUGUUACCACCCGAGCCUCAGCUUCCUCUACACCAUACCAUGCCAAUGGGAAAUCUAGGCCCUGUGCCGGAUUCCUGGAGAGGUAGACAGGGUUUGGCUUCGAAUCCUCUUAAUCAAAACAAUUAUAAUUUACCGGUUGGAGGAGCUUUGCAGCAUACCCCGCUGACAGCUCCUUCCCGAGAACGAAAUGAAUAUGUGUUUGAGGAUGAUUUUGAAACAUGGAGUCCUGAGGGCAGUCCUAGCAGGACUCCAGAGUACAUGUUGGGUGGCCACAACCCUUUGGAGCCCAGAAUGAGUUCCGGGCGGAACUAUGGGCCUGAGCGACUGAGACAUCAGCACCGGAACUCGUCUGGGUACCGGGACCAUAAUAAUAAGUAUGGAAACAAUGGAAACAGGAGGUGGCGCGACCGGAGGCGGUGAGGCCUAUGUAGAUGUGUUUUGGGAACUGGGUCUCAAAGGUUAGGGCUGUAUCCAGAAUACAGAGAAAUGGAGUUGGAAAGUUGAUGAAACUUUGCCUCAAGCCUUUGAAUGGGAGAGCAUUAAGAGUAGCUGAUUAUGCCCUUUUUUUUCCUUAAACUACAAUUGCAACUGUGAGGAUAUUCAAUACCUUCUUUGGAGAUUUCAUGUGGUCAAAAGCAUUUAAAACUUGCAAAAAUUUUCUUA
Vitis riparia (riverbank grape) is the source of this 3670-nucleotide messenger RNA. RefSeq names its product homeobox protein LUMINIDEPENDENS. Gene Ontology annotation, cellular component: nucleus. NCBI's taxonomy places the organism in Eukaryota, Viridiplantae, Streptophyta, Magnoliopsida, Vitales, Vitaceae. The transcript has 13 exons. Gene Ontology annotation, molecular function: DNA binding. The record is from RefSeq and is a predicted model, not a curated record. Gene Ontology annotation, biological process: vegetative to reproductive phase transition of meristem. Bases 185 to 3427 code for a protein of 1080 amino acids.